CUGUUCCUAUUUUCUUUUUUUUUUACUGUCUUAUAUUUCUUAUUUUCCUUUUUGACCUUUCCUCUAUUAUCCCACUCAUCAUCUCCGGACAUUUCCCGAAAUCUACCUACGUGUAAAAUCCAGAUUCCGUUGCUGACGAAAAACGACAUUCCUCAAGAUGGAGUCCUUAUCUGUCGGACUGGUUUGAGUAUAUAUAAAUACAAGCCUCGCGUACUUCUGUUAAAGAACAUGAAGAUCAUGAAUAGUGCGAUUCGAUCACUAAUCAGAAACUUUCCCCGGACUGUGCCCUUCUCGUCGUCGCCAUCAUAUUUUGUCAGUCUCCGGUCGCUCUGAAGCUAGUGGUGUCGGGUUCCGACAAGCUAUACCGCUUUCUAGCGAGCCGGAGAGGACUCCCAUCAUGGACAAGGCUGAGGAAGUGGAUUCCGAAAUUGGAGAUGUGAUGUAUCACUCAUUCGGAGAGGGAUAUGCGACGAGGUGUGAAGACGAAGGGUUUGGUUUGAUCUAUGCCGGAAAACAGGCCGUCAGACUUGAAGACCAUGAUCAGGAGACAGAGACUGUCGAUGUGAUGUACCACUCAUUUGGGGAGGGGUACGCGACGAGGUGCAAAGAUGAAGGGUUCGGUUUGAUCUAUGCGGGAAAACAGUCCAUUAAAGAUCAUGAUCAAGAGAUCGUCGAGAAUCAUUUCGCCUUCGAGACCAAGGAGAGUCACAUCAAGAAGGAGAAGGCACAGCACCGGAAUUAAGAUAACUCAGAGCAUUCUCGUGAUGUAGACGAGGUUAUGAGUAUGUGUAAACAGCAAUGUUGCUUUUUUAGAUUAUCAAAACUAAUCUCUACUUGUAAAAAAACCAUAAUAAUUAGAUCGGAGGAGUCACUUUUGAAACUAA
This is a messenger RNA of Punica granatum (pomegranate), 884 nucleotides long. The record is from RefSeq and is a predicted model, not a curated record. Lineage: Eukaryota; Viridiplantae; Streptophyta; Magnoliopsida; Myrtales; Lythraceae.